CGCAUUCGGUUCGUGUUCUGCUGAUACUGCAGUCAUAGUAUUUCCGCGCUUGCAAUUCAUUCACAAGAACGAAAAUACUGAAUUUCGUGUAGAAUCUUAUGAAUUUUCAAAAAAUUACCAACGUGUUUUUAAAAUGGAUUUCACAAGUACCUCCCCUAAUUUGACGAAUGAGGGCGGAGAACAUAGAACGGAAUUCUCUCCGACGGUUUUAAAAUUUGCUGGAGUUGUAACCUUUAUUAUAAUGAUUGUAGGUAUAUUUGGUAAUUUUCUUACCGUUGCUGCAUUGUACAAAUGUCCGAAAGUUCGAAACGUAGCCGCCGCUUUUAUAAUAAGCCUAUGCAUGGCUGAUUUACUAUUUUGUGCUAUAGUACUACCUUUCAGUGCCAUCAGAUUUUUUCAAGGUACGUGGACUCAUGGAGAAUUCUUAUGUAAGCUAAUACCUUUCAUCCAAUAUGGAAACAUUGGAGUAUCGCUGCUAUGCAUUGCAAUGAUAACAAUCAACAGGUAUGUUAUGAUUGCUCAUCACGCUUCGUACGCAAAAAUAUACAAGAAACAUUGGAUUGCUGUCAUGAUAAUAUUUUGUUGGUCAUUCUCCUACGGUAUGCAAUUACCAACGCUACUGGGUGUAUGGGGAACAUUUGGCUAUGAUGCAAAGUUGGAAACAUGUUCAAUUAUGAACGACCAGAAUGGUCGUAGCAGCAAGACAGCACUUUUCAUCACUGCUUUCAUUAUUCCCGCUUUGGUUAUAAUUGCUUGUUACACAAAAAUAUUCUGGGUUGUACGCCAGUCAGAGUUGCGUCUAAAAACCCAUGCGAAUCAGCAAAACUCUAUCCCAAACAAUUUAAGACCUGUUCAAACUCCCACCGGGACGGUUAUGGAGAGCGAACAAAAUAGGAUAUCAUCUAACCUGGCUUCGGACAGUAGCUUCUCCACUGAUGCCAAACAGGAGGCCAUUCAAAAGCCGUCUCGCAUCAAAGAUCAACGAGAGAUGAGAGCUAAACGUAAUGAGUGGCGUAUAACAAAAAUGGUGUUGGCCAUAUUUUUGUCGUUUGUAAUAUGCUAUCUUCCAAUAACGAUUGCUAAAGUAGCCGACAAAGAAGUAGAGUAUCCGAACUUCCACAUAUUCAGCUACAUUAUGCUCUAUUUGUCAGCCUGUAUAAAUCCAAUAAUCUAUGUUAUAAUGAAUAAGCAAUAUAGGAAAGCAUACAAAACGGUAAUUAUGUGUGAACCUUCCAAAUUAUUGCCUUUUAGAAAAUCAACUGCUGGUGGAAGUAGUGCUGCAGAGAAAUGGAAAGAUACCGCAUUGAGCAACAACCACAGUCGAACAAUGGUGUCACAAAUGUCAGUGGGAGAGCAACAAAAUUGCAACUCGGACCAUGUGCUCCAACCGCAACUGUGCAGUUCCAUGGAAUUAACGAACAAAAUGUUUACACAGAGUCUCUUGAAAACCACAGAGGAGGAGAACACAGCAGCAAAAAACAAGCAAAUAAUUCUUCCUGGACCGCUCCACAUGCCACAAGCAUCCCCAUUGGUCAACCAUUCGCCGCUUAUCACACAAAGAGGUCCGAGCAAGGAUCUGCACCGAAUGGUAAUGGUAGGGGACGACAUCAUUCUGGAGGAAGAGGAAGAAGUGGCGACGCCACCUCAACCGGAACCAUCCAUCUACACAGAAGUAAAGACGAUAUCAACUAUGAGCAGGGACAAUGUCCUGAAGAAAGUCCCAUAUUAUGGCCAAAACAUAAAUGCAACUCCCGAUAACGAUGUCAAACUUAUCGCUAAACCAAAAAUUUAAAAGACUACUUGAUAUGCUUUAAUAAUGUUACAAUAUUUUUACAUUUUACACAUAUACAUAUUUUAAUAUACAUAUAUGAUUUACGACAUAUACUCGUAAGUAGAAGUUAAGAAUAUGCAAAAUAACGAGAUAAACUAAGUUUAACUUCCCAAUAGAGCAUUAUUUUUUUGUACCUGCUCGAUAUUUUUACGAUUUUCCAACUAAGAAAAUGCUAAGUUUCAAAUUCGAAAUUCGGACCAAAAAGAGUUCAGAUGUAGUUUAAAGAUAUAUUAACUAAGAUUUGUUAUUUAAUCAGUAUUUUUACAAUAGGGAUUUCGAAUUAAUGUACAUUAUAAGCGUAAUAGUGAUUUUUUAUAUUUAACCAGUCCAACAACAAUAUAAAUUGUUUGUUAAAUUGUAUUGUAUUGUUUCUAUUACGAACGAAUGUGCCAGGAUUGUAAUAAAAUACAAAAAACAUAUUUAUAAUAACUA
Messenger RNA from Bactrocera latifrons, 2263 nucleotides. It is a transcript of the gene moody, whose product is annotated as G-protein coupled receptor moody. NCBI's taxonomy places the organism in Eukaryota, Metazoa, Arthropoda, Insecta, Diptera, Tephritidae. Gene Ontology annotation, molecular function: G protein-coupled receptor activity. Gene Ontology annotation, biological process: G protein-coupled receptor signaling pathway. The record is from RefSeq and is a predicted model, not a curated record. Bases 134 to 1792 code for a protein of 552 amino acids. Gene Ontology annotation, cellular component: membrane. The transcript has 6 exons.